Lactuca saligna is the source of this 1596-nucleotide messenger RNA. The record is from the annotation of a GenBank genome assembly. NCBI's taxonomy places the organism in Eukaryota, Viridiplantae, Streptophyta, Magnoliopsida, Asterales, Asteraceae.
AUGGGAAGCAUCCCACGCUUGGAAGAUAUUCCGGAGGUGAUCCACAAUAUACAAUCACGUUUGCCAGUAAAAGAAGCCGCAUGCACAUCCAUCCUCUCCAAAUCAUGGCUACACGCUUGGUCUACCAUUCCUAUCCUCAGGUUUCGUGAAGCUGUAACCUCUCUCACCAAAGAACAAGAAACAGAGCACUUGAAGGUGAUUGACCACACUCUGAUAAGGUAUCUCCAUGACAACAUACCUAUACAAAGCAUCAACCUUAAGAUCAACGUUGAGAAUCAAGAGUCCGCUUCUCUUGCUGAGAAAUGGAUUCGACCCGUGGCAUCCAAAAGUUCCCUUAAUGCGCUUUCCCUAACAUUCGUUGUUGCCAGUGCCUCGUUUACGUUGCCAGAUAAUAUACUCUCUGGUAUAAAUCUGACUACAUUAAGAGUUUCCAGUCUUUUCUCAGAGGCUUAUUCCGUUUAUAUGAUGAGUAUUGAUCAUCCUGUGAUCAACUGUGUGUCUCUUCGAGUACUCAAUUUGCAACAUGUUCAUAUAAGUCAAGAGGUGCUUGAUGACAUAUUUUCUACUUGUAGCUCGCUUGUGAAGAUAAAGCUUUUACAUUGCAAGGGUUUCAAUACCAUAAAGGUUAAGAACCUUGGUUAUCUUUACAAGUUAAGAAUAAUUUCAGAUGAAGGAAACACAACUUUCUUGGAAAUCAAUCAUGUCCCGAAUCUUACAAAGUGUAGCUUCGAUCUACGUUUUCCAUCACCACCAGCGAACCCUCUUCCAUUCAACGCGCAUUUAUUGUCAUUAGGAAGCAACUUGACACAAUUAUAUUUACGUGGUAUAAUCAUUGACGAUGCAUGCCUAGACAUGAUCAAAUCAAAAUUUCCAUCUCUCAAGAUUUUAACCCUUAAUAUGAGACGUUGGAGGUUGGGAAGGUUCGAUCUCACAUGUGCUUCAAUGGAGAUAUUAUCCUUGCGAUCUUGUCAAUACAUGCGUAUCGACAUACAACUGAUAGAAGUCAAUGCACCAAAGUUACACGUUUUUCUUUUUGAAGGCAAGUCGAUGCCUAGGUUUGUGUUUUUUCCAGCCACUGACAACUCCCGAAUCAGGCAAAUCGUCCUUGCAUUGUCUUUGAGCAAUCCCCUUCAAGUUUCUUUUUUUGUCAAGAUGAGGAAAGCAUUCAAGUUAGCAAUGAAAUGCGACAUUAAGAUAAAAACCAAGAACAUUAGUGUCAUAAACCUGCCAUUUGACAUCAACGUUGUUAAUCUAAGAAAAAUGGUUGGGUUUCCGGCUAAAAACGUACAACAACUGUCGUUUUUUACGAUUGGGGAUGAAAGCCUGUGGGAGCGUUCCCAACUUUUUGAUGCGUUUUUUACAAUUUGCCAUCCUAAAAAAGUAGUUGUAAAAGCAGACAACAACCACUUUUUCAAGGUGAUGCUGAGUGAGGUUAUUGAGAAGAAGAAGAAUACCAAAGAGGUUAGGGAGGAUUUGCAUUGGUCUGAUUACUUGAAAGAUUUUGAGAUAGAAACGCACGAAGAGGGGGAGACCCUUCCGAAAAGCUCUCUAGAUGGGUUGGCUCGAGUCAGCGUGUUCAAACUAAAUUGGCGUUGA